AUGGAGGGAAAUCAACAUGAAGAAUAUACUCGCCAGUGGAAAAAGGCACAAGAAUUAGCGAACCAACAUUUGUUCAAAGCUCAAACGAAGCAGAAAAAGUAUUAUGAUGAAGGGACAAAAAGUGUCAAGUACAAUCCCGGCGAUCUGGCUUCAACACAACAAAAAGAAAAUACAGCACACGAACUUGUAAUAGAUGACUAUCGACCGCUAAAUGACGCUAAUACAAGUAACGGUCUACCAAAAUCCACUGAGGAGCUAAGUGACUUGAUAAAAUACGAGCUUGGAAAAAUGCACGAGCAAUACAAAAUCAGUAUUGAAACUGAACACGACAAUAAAUUGGCAAAAGAAAUUCGGGAUGUUUACUGCCAGUUAUCAAAGAUAAAACGAACGCAAGCCAUAAUCUUAGCCCAAACAAAUGGAUUGCUUGCAGCCGCCGCACUCGGACUUCCAAUGUGUACAAGGAUAUAUGGUUUUGGUCAAGCCAUGACAUUGCAACAAUGCGACCCAAAAAGGAUAUCACUAUCAGCAAAAGAGAUCAAGUGUGGGUUCCAGCUUUUUGUUUACGGAAAAAACAACUGUACAAUCGGACUCGACGGAUGGUCUAUUCAUCCGUAUUCGGAGUGUUUUUGGAAAUCCCAAUUGAUAAACAUCAACGGAUAUCCUCAUACGUGGCAACAUAACGCCACAGCAGGAGACUGGAUUAAACAAGAGGCGACCAUACAUACUUCAAAUCUGGAUUUAAUUGCAGAAUUCGAAGAACUGCACUUAAACAGUUUCGACUAUGGAUUAAGGAACCAUCCAGCUCAUGGAACCAUGGAAAUGGAACAGCUAAACAUCUUAAAUGACCUGGUGGGACGAAUUAAUGAAGGAGAAGGCAAAGAGUUACCUGACAUCCUAGUAACAGAAGAGCAGGACAAUCAAAUCGGGAACAUGUUUUCCUGGUUUGACACAUUAAAAAUUAUGGCUCUCUCAGCGAUAGGAUUCAUCCUAUUUCUCAUCUGUCUAAGAAUUUUUAUUGCCUGUAAUCCUAUUCCACGGAUUAAGGAAAGCUUCAGACGACGCAAGCAAUCACGUAACGUGAGCGAAAGUGAUGGUCAAGAAAUGGAUUCAAUGAUACCAGAACCCAUCUACAGCGCUGGAGGAGCAAAUGAAAAACCGUUCAUUAGGGAAUUUGCACCUUUAAUGACGUUAGCAACAGAAACACCAAAAGAAACCCUUACGUCGAUAAACACACCAAGUGCACCAAAGAAAGGAAAAUUGUACCCUAUCGAAGAAUUAAAAUGGGAAAACGAGCAAAACAAGGAAUGUACAGGUAGCCACACGACCUGCAGCUAUGUCGUUGGAUACGGAAUGGUGUGGGAGGAUCUAUGCAGAUGUACUCCAGAAGACCAUUUAAAACGCACAAUUAACAAAUAA
Molecule: messenger RNA, 1416 nt
Organism: Daphnia magna
Lineage: Eukaryota; Metazoa; Arthropoda; Branchiopoda; Diplostraca; Daphniidae
Source: RefSeq, a predicted model, not a curated record